AUGUUGGACUAUGCCCUCAAACAUCAAGACACCGUGAAUACCAUUACUCAAUGGUGGGAGGUGGGUUUGUGGAAGUUUGAGUUGGAGGAUCAUGAGUGGACAAUGCUGGGACAGCUGCGAGAUGUACUCAAGAUUCUAAAGGAUGCAACACUGUACUUCUCGCGCGCAACACCCAACCUUACAACAGUGAUCCCAGCAAUGGAUCACAUCUACAAUAUGCUCACAUCCUACUCUCACAACAAAAAAUAUAUGCUCUCAAUCUGUUCUGCAGUUCAACUCACCAAAAAUACUCUCAACCGCUAUUACCAGCUCACAGACAAUUCUGUAACAUAUCAAAUUGCAAUGGUCUUACAUCCACAGCAUAAACUAGCCUACUUUAAGGCCACACAAUGGGAAGAUGACUGGAUUGAAACAGCUGAUAGACUUGUGCAUGAGGAAUUCAAAUGUUUGUACUUAUCAAUCAAUGACAACUCUGAUGUGGAGUCCAAGGAUAAUGUCUUCAAGUCAAAUGACAAUGUACUGAUGGUAUGA
Messenger RNA from Suillus paluster, 531 nucleotides. RefSeq lists its product as uncharacterized. The transcript is spliced from 3 exons. Bases 1 to 531 code for a protein of 176 amino acids. The record is from RefSeq and is a predicted model, not a curated record. NCBI's taxonomy places the organism in Eukaryota, Fungi, Basidiomycota, Agaricomycetes, Boletales, Suillaceae.